CAGAGGUCUUCGGUGUUACAGUUGUGAGCGAGAUGCGUCAUGAGUGUGUUCUAUUAAUUAGUACAUAAAAAACAUUGUGCUUAUUUGUACAUAAUUAAUGAGAGACUGUGUUGCAACCACGCGACUGCGCGUGUUAGCGCCACCGGUGUUUAAUUUUUGUUGGACGGAAGAGAAAAAAAAAAUAGCUGGCUAGCUUGGUUUCCGCGUACAGGUCAGUUUUUCGGCCUAUUAUUAAUCACAGGAGUAGCGGUAAAGCAGCAUCUGCAUUUGUGAAGCAUCUACAUGGCAGUCAGAAGGGGACACAUCAGAUACCUCAAAGUGUGUGAGGUACAGAGUUGUCAGGGUGACAACAGAGAGUCACAGCGGCAUGGAAGUAAGGGUUCAAUGAACAUAAAGCAAGUAGUUUAUGAUAACGAUUACGACGAACACAUGGCAGAUGAGCCUAAAGAUGCCAAAACCAACCUUAUCGUCAAUUACCUGCCCCAAAACAUGAGCCAGGACGAGUUGCGGAGUCUCUUCAGCAGCAUCGGCGAGGUGGAGUCUGCCAAACUCAUCCGCGAUAAAGUGGCAGGUAAUCCCUAUCACAAAAACCAGAGCCACAGUUUAGGGUACGGAUUUGUUAACUAUGUUAACGCUAGUGAUGCAGAAAGGGCUAUCAAUACCCUCAAUGGGCUGAGACUACAGUCUAAAACUAUCAAGGUGUCCUUCGCCAGGCCGAGCUCUGACGGUAUUAAGGAUGCCAAUCUUUACAUUAGUGGGCUGCCCAAGACCAUGACACAGAAAGACGUGGAGGAUAUGUUCACACGCUAUGGCCAGAUCAUCAACUCGCGUGUCUUGGUCGAUCAGGCCUCAGGCCUGUCCAGGGGUGUGGCCUUUAUCCGCUUUGACAAACGGGCUGAGGCGGAGGAUGCCAUCAAAGACCUGAACGGGCAGAAACCCCCUGGGGCCUCGGAGCCCAUCACAGUGAAGUUUGCUGCCAACCCCAACCAGGCCAAGAACUCCCAGGUCAUCAACCAGCUCUACCACAACCAGGGUCGGCGCUUUGGGGGCCCGGUACACCACCAGGCCCAGAGAUUCAGGUUCUCUCCGAUGAGUGUAGACCACAUGAGCAGCAUGUCUACGGUCAGCGCUGAAGGGAACUCCACGGCCGGCUGGUGUAUCUUCAUCUACAACCUGGGCCAGGACGCUGACGAGGGCAUCCUGUGGCAGAUGUUCGGGCCCUUCGGAGCCGUCACCAACGUCAAGGUCAUCCGCGACUUCAACACCAAUAAAUGCAAAGGCUUCGGCUUCGUCACCAUGACCAACUACGAGGAGGCGGCCAUGGCCAUUGCCAGCCUCAACGGUUACCGGCUUGGAGACAAGAUACUGCAGGUUUCCUUCAAAACCAGCAAGGGGGGUCACAAGUAAACCCAAAAAGGUGAAGGGGAACUUGUUUUCCAUACUUACAAUAAUAGAGGAGUGGGCGGGAACUAAAUGAGAUUGGAAAGGCUACACAUUUGUUCUUGCAAGGGGAUAUCUACUUGGUUCUUAUAAUGUAAUUUCUAGGCUAACUAUCACUUAAAUAUUUCUUAGCUAGUAGAAAAGUAGUGUCUUCUUGCUGUGACAUUAAAAUAACCUACGCCAUUGUGUUUUUUGCUGGGCACGGGGAGGGGUUCUGAAGUUUGCAGAAAGGUUGUUGUCCAAUUCUUGUGGGUUUUGUGUGUCUGUGUGCCACAUACAUGGUUGACGGUGACAAUACAAAAUCCUGCCAUGUCUAAUGGUUUGAUUCCUACCUGCUUGUAAUUUCUCAAUAUUUUACGUAGCCAUUUUAUCAUGAUCAGUAGUUCUGAUCCGGGCCUUGAAUCCCUCGAGUCUUUCUAUACUUCCAUUCUGUCAUUUUUAACACAACCUUUGCUAAAUUGACACCAGAGUAUUAGAUCAAGCUUGCCCUUCUAGAUGUGGAAGUGGGCAUGUGCUGGCAGUGCAUCCUUUAUUUUGAUAUUUUUGGGGGGAUUCGAAUAGGUUUGAGGAAAGAUUGCUAUUUAAUGAGUGACCAAGGGGGAGGGGGGGGGGGGGGGGGGGGGGAAUCAGAAGUGUUUGUGUGUAUAAAUAUAUACGCGCGCACACACACCCCAAUCAUGCCCUCUGACAUCUUUUAAUAUCUGAAAUGUAAUAGAAACCUCAAGGUUUAAAAUGUUCAGUUGAUUAGAAGAUACUCUUCUGUCAACUGUAAUUUAGAUAAUUGAGUAUGCAAGCUGUACCUAGUCUUGUGUUUUUAUUUGAUUGAAACUGCCUUUCAAUGUCAACUUGUUUCCCGUCAUCUUUUUUUUUUUACUCUUUCCAUUUAACAUUUUUGUAGUGGAAAUUUUAGUUUGUUCCCGUUUUAUUUUAUUUUUGAAAGUUACACUUUGCUUUUAAUUUGGGUCAUUUGAAUUUGAAAGUUACAUAAACAUGACUAAAUAUCAUUCCAACUUGGCUCCAGUAUGUGUCCAUACUUGACCUCUUAAUUUGAAUUGGAAAGCCUGUCUGGGCUUGGUUCUGCUUGGUUCAGUUAAUUUUAACCUAAUCAAGGUAACGCAGGAGGUUGUUUAGGCCAAAUGAUGGGGUCCUGGAAGGGGAGCUCACGGUUUCCCAGUUAGAUGAUGGGGUCCUGGAAGGGGAGCUCACAGUUUCCCAGUUAGAUGUGCAUUAUGGCCACUUCUGCGAUUUGUGUGUACAGUCAGUGGGUUUUUUUCUUCUCCAUUUGACUGUCCAGAAAAAUGUAUGUAUUGGUCUUUUUCUGAGGAAUGAAACAUUUUUGGUAACAGCUGAUAACAUCCCCAUUCUCAAAUAAUAAAACACUUCUCCAUGUGAGAAGUUAAAGCUAUUUGUUUUAUUCUGGUUCUAGUUGCCUUCAUUUUACCCUGAAACCAACCCUUGUGGGCUUGACUGUCUUGCGACAGACUAAGACCGCCCAGGCUUUGUGUGGGUGUUCAGCUUCUGGAAGGAUCUGAAAUGUACUCCACUGACCAGAUGGACAAGACCUCUAAACGACACAGCAAACACAGCUAUUUUUGGUGUCGUCUUCUGAUAAAGGUUGGGCAGUUGUUUUUUUAUGUAAACCUUAUCCUGUAUCGAUGGCCACAAAAACAACAAUAAACACUUCUGUGUUGAAUGCUCCAA
Oncorhynchus kisutch (coho salmon) is the source of this 3141-nucleotide messenger RNA. RefSeq names its product ELAV-like protein 1. The coding region runs from base 283 to 1407 and encodes 374 amino acids. The record is from RefSeq and is a predicted model, not a curated record. NCBI's taxonomy places the organism in Eukaryota, Metazoa, Chordata, Actinopteri, Salmoniformes, Salmonidae. Gene Ontology annotation, cellular component: ribonucleoprotein complex. Gene Ontology annotation, molecular function: RNA binding. The transcript is spliced from 8 exons.